Messenger RNA from Eriocheir sinensis (Chinese mitten crab), 4182 nucleotides. Its product is annotated as longitudinals lacking protein, isoforms A/B/D/L-like. The coding region runs from base 129 to 1715 and encodes 528 amino acids. Gene Ontology annotation, cellular component: nucleus. Gene Ontology annotation, biological process: regulation of transcription by RNA polymerase II. Gene Ontology annotation, molecular function: protein binding. The transcript is spliced from 6 exons. The record is from RefSeq and is a predicted model, not a curated record. Lineage: Eukaryota; Metazoa; Arthropoda; Malacostraca; Decapoda; Varunidae.
CCCUGGGUGUAGAUGGCCCCAAAGACCAGCCCAGAGAGAGAGAGUAAUGGCGGAGGCGUCUGUUGUCAACCCCGCGCCAUUGACUCCCUCCCUCCCCGCACCCUCCUCGGCACUGGCUGUGUGAAAACAUGGACGGGAUCCUCUCCCUCAAGUGGAACAACCACCUCUCGGUCCUCUUCAACACCCUCUCCUCCCUCUACAAGAAGGACCUGUACAGUGAUGUGACCCUCGCCUGCAGCGGCAAGUUCUUCCCCGUGCACAAGCUGGUCCUGUCGGCGUGCAGUGAGUUCUUCGAGGAGCUGUUCCGGCAGACACCAUGUUCGCACCCAGUGGUCAUCCUCAAGGACGUGUCGGUGGGUGACCUGGAGGCCCUGCUAAGCUACAUGUACCUUGGGGAGGCGAAUGUGGCACAGAGCGACUUGGCGCGGCUCAUUAAGGCAGCGGAGUGUCUGUGCAUCAAGGGCUUGGCUGUUCCGGAUGAGGGCGGCGAUGGCGGCUCAUCCGGGACCAGCAAGAGGCGUCACCCGUCGUCCUCGGAUGAUGCGAGUCACGUCAAGCGGCGGAAGAGCGAUUUGCCUUCAUCGUCCACAGCGGCGUCUUCAGCGUUGUCGUCCGGGGGUGGUAAAACGGGUACAAGUGGAGCUGGAGGUGGAAGCGUUGGUGGUGGUGGAGCAGCGUCAUCGUCCACUCCUCCACCGUCGUCUGCUGGUGAUGGGGAGCAGAGGAAUGGUGGUGCCCCCCCCUCCCGUCCCUCCCAUCGCCACAGUCCGGGUGAAGGGGGGGGAGGGGGGUCCUUGCCUCACGCCACACAGAAUUUGGCCGAGGUCAUACUUGAAGAUGACUCCCCCAUCAUGAUCAAGGAGGAGGUGGAGCUGCAUGAACCCAAGUGCGAGGCGGAGGUGGAGGUGGAAGAGGUGAUGAUCGAGGAUGAGGCCAGCGGAGGAGGUGGAGGAAGAGGCGACUCCGUGGAUUGCGAUAAUGACCCUUCGUCGCGCGUUGGUGGUUCCUCGCUGUCCUUCACCUCCCCCGGGCUGAAUUCCGACGACGGGGCGGGGGAGGGGGACGGCGGCGGGGGCGGGGUGUCGCUCUAUGACCCCCAGACCCAGGCCCUUGCAGCGACGCACCCAAACAGCGGCAUCCUCUCUGACCUCAUGGUGUCGGGAAUGGCCGGUCCCUCGGUGCCAGGGGACCUGGGCGGAUGGGACUCAAUGGGCGCCUUCCCCCUUGAGGCUCUCCAAUCCGAGGACUCAAGAUCAUCGCAAACACUGGGCGUGCGUGGCGGCAGCAGCUUUGGGCGGGAGGGUUGCGGCGGCGGCGGCGGAGGCGGCUUGGCUGUCGCGGCGUCGGAGGGGGCGGCGCACCCCUGCCUGCUGUGCCAGAAGCGAUUCAGCAGCCGCCAGGAUUUGCGACGGCAUGUACGAACACACACAGGGGAGCGGCCGUACCAAUGCCCGCUGUGCCCUCACCGCGCGGCACUCAAGGGGAACAUAAAGAAACACAUCACGGCGGUUCAUCGCGACGCCAGCACCGCCAACGCCGCCGUCGCAAACGCGCUAGACGGGUUUGACGCCACGAGAUCGUCCGCCACGGAUCUCGACGCAUGUUCGCUGGCACCCCACGGCGGCUCCUACGCAGUCCCGAACCACCACCCCGCCCCCCAUGGCACCCUCGAUGACUGGUCCGCGCACGCCCACACGCCACCUAAGGGCCCCUAGACGCCUGACCUGACCCUUGACCUGCCCCUAUGUCGUUAUUCCUUCUCUUGGUUCGUCAUUUAUCGCGCCAUCCUUAUUCCUCUUCCUUGUAUUGAUUUAUUGUUCCUUUCUUCUUCAUCCUCCUUCCUUAUGUCCUUAUCCUUCUCUCGUUCUUUUUCCCUUCUUUCUAAUCCUGUUUCUCUCUUUGUUCCUAUUCCUCUAUUUCCUUCUGUUCUUCCUCCUCCUCCUCCUCCUCCUUUUGUUCUUUCUGUCUAUAUUUAUUUUCUUCCCUUCGUUCUGCUUCCCCUGUUUCUCUUUUCGGUCUUCUGCUCCUAUUUCUCUCUGUCCUUAUUCCUCCUCCUCCUCCUCCUUUUGUUCUUUCUGUCUAUAUUUAUUUUCUUCCCUUCGUUCUGCUUCCCCUGUUUCUCUUUUCGCUCUUCUGCUCCUAUUUCUCUCUGUCCUUAUUCCUCCUCCUCCUCCUCCUCCUCCUCCUGUUGUUUCUUUAUCUGUCUCAAUUUUACAAGCUCACAGGGUUGUUGAUGUGUUGCGUUUGGGUGUGUUGCGAGGGAGGACUCUGCUUUGCGUGUGUGCGUGUGUGUUACCUAGUCAGCGUGUAUGUGUGUGUGUUUGGAGGGGAGUGUUGAAAAGGUGACCUGAUUUUUGUAUACAGUCCAGUGUGUGUGUGUGUGUGUGUGUGUGUGUGUGUGAUGUUAAGCAAGUGGAGAGUUUUUUUAAUUUACGGUAAAGUUGCAUAAGGGAGAGAAGUUGCAGGAGUGUUUAUUAAGAAAGAAAUAUUAUACUAAAGACAGAGUUUUAAUUUAUGGGAGACUCGUAUAGAGGGAAAAAAACAUAAAUAAAUAAACACGAAAGGAAUAUUAUAUGGAUGGAAUGUUAGCUUUAGUAUGUGUGUGUCUGUGUGUGUGUGUGUGUGUGUGUGUGUGUAAGAAAACGAUAAUGAAAAGCUUACCCUAGUUUAUACAUAUUCGUCGGCGGAUGUAAACAAAACAAAAGCUGGAUUAAGGAGACGAAAAAUGACCAUGUUUUCGUAACGUUCGUAUAAAUCAACGUAAAUAAACAGUGACGACAUAGCCGGUGAAGACCCACACACUCACGUCCCAGCAUACCGACCACGCCUUCCGCUGCGAGUGUGGGCGAAGGAGUUUGCCGGAAGAACGUAAGAUCGAGACGUAGAGGCCGACCACUCGUAAGAAAAACCACAACAUUACGAAACGGCUCGGAAAAUGACACACUGAAACAGUCGUAUGGAAAUCGUUAAAGUGUUACGUGUUCUCUCUCUCUCUCUCUCUCUCUCUCUCUCUCUCUCUCUCUCUCUCUCUCUCUCUCUCUCUCUGUGUCUGGAAUAUGCCAUGCCCCGUGACCGAACGUUUAAGAUGUCUAACAGAAAAAGAAGAACGAUAUUAUAUGAGUGAAGUACGUAUAGGAAAAGCCAAAAAAGGACUUGCGAUCUUACGUAGCGUACUCGUAAUGAAAACAACAAUCUUACAACACACAUCUUUAACCGUGUAGCAGCGACGGGCCAAAUUUGUGCCAUGAUAUAAACCCCCCCAAAAAUAGAUGAUGCAUAAACUGAUCACAAAUGCUUUGAUAUAUAUUAUGAAAUGGUUUGUGUGAGCGAUGAUUUUUUCUCAUUUUUCUCGCUUCGAGGGACCAUUAAGAAACAUGAUCCCUGCAGGUACCGGGUUAACUAUCGUGUGAAUCGUAUGAAAACCGGCGAGUGAAGAACACGGAAACUUGCGUCUUAAUAUCGAACUGGAGAAGCAAACAUGACCGCACCAGGAAAAACAAACUACGCAAGGGUGGGGAAGUGGGGGAGGGGGACGGGACUGAGGCUGGAGGAGGACUGGGGCUGGGACGUGGGGUGAAGAGAAGGAGGGAUGGUGUUUUUAGGGUGUUGGGUGAGGUGCGCACUGUCAUUUUCGUAAACGGUCAAACGGAAGGAACAGCAAAAUGAAGAACUCGGAAUCUUGUGUCUAAAAUAUCGAACUGGGGAAGGAAACAUAACUGGUCUUAUUCGUAAACAGUCAAACAGAAGGAACGGCAGAAAUGAAGAACUCGGAAUCUUGUGUCUAAAAUAUCGAACUGGGGAAGGAAACACGACCGGUCUUAUUCGUAAACAGUCAAACAGAAGGAACGGCAGAAAUGAAGAACUCGGAAUCUUGUGUCUAAAUAUUGAACUGGGGAAGCAAACACGACCGGUCUUAUUCGUAAACAGUCAAACAGAAGGAACAGCAAAAUUAAGAACUCGAAAACUUGUGUCUAAAAUAUCGAACUGGGGAAGGAAACACGACCGGGCUUAUUCGUAAACAGUCAAACAGAAGGAACGGCAGAAAUGAAGAACUCGGAAUCUUGUGUCUAAAAUAUCGAACUGGGGAAGGAAACACGACCGGUCUUAUUCGUAAACAGUCAAACAGAAGGAACGGCAAAAUGAAGAACUGGGAAUCUUGUGUCUAAAAUAUCGAACUGGGGA